Messenger RNA from Diaporthe amygdali, 1959 nucleotides. RefSeq lists its product as uncharacterized. Gene Ontology annotation, molecular function: carbon-sulfur lyase activity. NCBI's taxonomy places the organism in Eukaryota, Fungi, Ascomycota, Sordariomycetes, Diaporthales, Diaporthaceae. The record is from RefSeq and is a predicted model, not a curated record. The coding region runs from base 1 to 1959 and encodes 652 amino acids. The transcript is spliced from 6 exons.
AUGUCGUCAAUCGAGGAGCUCCCAAAACCUAAGUUCGUGACCGGCGGCUGUCUCUGUGGAGCCGUCCGAUACCGUCUGGACUUCCCCGAUGGCUACGAUUUUGCCGAAAAUACUGGCACUUGUCAAUGCACGCAGUGCCGUCGCAACUCGGGCUCGCUCUUCUUUUCCUGGGUGGGGAUCACGGCCUCUGGCUUCAGGUGGCACGAUGUGAACGACAGAACGUCUACCGCCAGCAAGAAUGAGGUGUGGUCGCCCUUUGAUCAUCCACCGUCUGCGUUGCGGUCGUUUUCGGCGACUCCUGGGUUUGUGCGCGGGUUCUGCGCAACGUGUGGGGGCUUUCUCUUUUGGAUGAAAGACAACAGCUCUCUGGUCUAUUUGUCAGUUGGUAACAUCGAUCCGAUCUUCUUGGUUGGGCGCAGUGAUGAUGGCGAGGUUGGAACAGUUGAUGUGGGAGAGGAGUUACGGACGACCUUGUCACUGUGGGAGUUGGUCGAGGCAGAAGAUGGCCCCAGGAUUAAUGAUCGAUCAGAUGGUACAUUUGAAUCCGGCUCCUCUGUCCUGGAUGCUACGGUCCUGGCCCAGAAACACAGCUCGCCCAGAGCUUGGUUGCAUGAUUUGGGCUGUUUCCCGUGCAUCUUUCUGGUUAGUCUGUCCAAAAAUCUCAUUCCUCACCAAAGACCCAAGGUUCAGAACCUGCCAACAUGUCGGACGCAAAGGCACGCCGACCUGGGCCUCGCUGGCCAGCAGGUCAGCCAGCGCGAGAUUCGAGACGCCUACAAGAAGCUUGCCCUCAAGUCCCAUCCCGACAAGAAUUUGGGAGGCGACUCGGGUGGUACAGUCGAGUUUGUUAAGGCAUGUCUACACCUUCUGUUUACUCUUCUCAGGCUAUUUCAUGUUCAGAGCGCUUACGAGAUCUUGGGUGACCCUGAGAAGCGUGCCAAGUACGAUCACAGCUACAGCCGCUUCCAGCAUCAUGCAAAGACGAAAUCCAAACAGAAAUACAAACCAGGAUACCAGCCAUCAUCUGACGAGUUGCGAUCAGGGUGGGAGCAGAAGCAAGAGACGAUGCAGCAGCGAACAGAGGCACUGCGGCGUGAGCAUGCAGCGCAACAAGCCCAGCAGCUAGCAGAUCAGGAUUUCAAAGAUGAGUGGAACCGACACGUUGAUCAGAUGUUCGAUUACAUCAAGAGAAGCAACAAGGAUGCGAGACGCCGCGAGAAUGAGGCCUUCGCCGAACGAGAGGUCGAUGAGGCAGCGCAGUUGAGAGAAGAGAAGGCUGGUUGUGAACGAGCAGCGGCAGAGCAGGCACUAGCAGAGGACAUCAACUUCAUCACCAAGGAAGCCAAAGAGUCUAUCCUCAUUCUAGCUGGCAUGGAAAAGCGACCGAAGAACCUGUCGUUAAGAGAAUACAUUAAGCAGUGGGAAGACGAUGGCAUUCAGCGGCUGGUCCAGAGAACCAAUGGCUUGCUGGACUACCUCUGGACAAAGUCAGUCGCCGGAGGCUGGAUCUGUCCAGAAAUCAAAGACGCCGUCAAACUCGAUCAGCUGGUAGGGCUCGUCCUGCGUGGUACUUGGGGAGAUUCGAACUUCCCUCCCGAAACGAGAAGCCGUGCUGCAUCACUGCUCAAUAUCUGGCGCGAGAAGAAAUGGGGAGCAACCGAAGAGGGUCCUCAUACUUCAUUCGCUCAAGGACCGACUCAUCAGCAGCAACACUUUGAUUUCAUGAGCUCGACUGGAGGACAGUGGGCCGGUUCCAGCUUCCAGUAUCAUUGGGAGAGCCAGCGUAUAUCGCGAGACGCUGCGCACAAAGACGCAUACUUCGAGGAGAGUACUCAGUGUGGCAUCAAUGUGGAGGCUAGGGUGCUGUUCGCCGGACAGAAGCGGUCGCGACCAUUAAGCCCCGACGAGGAACAGGAGGAUCAACGAGCAAAGAAACAGAAGCACUUCAAUCUCUUUUGA